Saccostrea echinata is the source of this 561-nucleotide messenger RNA. RefSeq lists its product as uncharacterized. Bases 16 to 540 code for a protein of 174 amino acids. The transcript has 4 exons. The record is from RefSeq and is a predicted model, not a curated record. NCBI's taxonomy places the organism in Eukaryota, Metazoa, Mollusca, Bivalvia, Ostreida, Ostreidae.
CGUUUUUGGAAUAAGAUGCAAUUUUCACUGAUUUUCAUCGUCAUUUGUGUAUUAUUCCUCCAAGCGGAUGCUUGGUGGGUGAGGAGAUGGUGGGGCAGAAAUGGUAAUAGCAGAGGGUGUCCAGCAAGAAGUGGAGCUACGCCGUACUAUUUCGGUACAACAAGAUUGAGCUGCAUCAAAAAAUUUAAACGAGGUGCACCUACGAGAGGAAGGUUAUCCCUUACUCACCGCUUCAUUUACUACAAGGGAAAAUAUUUCGAUUUCCUAGGUAAAUCGAUGGUCGCAAUUUCAAAUAGCCGACUAGCGGGAAGCAGGUGCAGUGGUGGAAUUGAGGGUUCGCCAGCAGGGUACAGCUCUGUGAAGCUUAGUUGCAUUGAGGGUUGCGCCAGAAACUAUCGCUGUGCAUAUGGGAGGUACAGUUUAUUGAGAAACAACUGCCACGACUUUGCCAACAGGAUGUCUAAAAUUCUCUGUAAAAGAGGAUCUGGCUGUCCGAGCUGGUGCCAGGGAAGCUGCAACUAUGCUUAUUACACUAAAUAGUGAAUUAAUAGAAGAGAAACC